GCUAAAUCUCGAUUGGGAUACGACUCAGUCGAGUGCCCCCCAUUGCGUCACUGAUACCUGACCUUACCGCAGUGUAUAUGAAUAGAUCAAGGUAUGUUCCAAAGUGCUAUUUCGAAUCUAGAAAAUAAAAUACACGGAAUUACUAUCGGAAUUACUACAAAGUGUUGGCUUAACCUAGGUUUAUCUGAUACCGAUUGUAAUAUUUAAAAUAACUAAACCGAAGAGUGUAUCAAUACAACAUGUCAUCUAACGACGAUAAUACAUUUCAGCAGCCCCGCGAACAAAGCGAGGGACAGCAGGAGAAACAAGAGCAGUCAACUUCGCAAGCCGAACAAGAACAACAACCGGCAGAAGAUCAGAGUAACAGUCAGGAUCAAUCGCAACAGAAUAGCGACCAACAUAACGAAAAUGAAGCGAGACAACGCGGCGACAAGGCGAACGAGAACGGCGACGAGAAGGGUGAGAAGGCGAACCCUCGGGCCCAACCCAAGGCCAAAUCUGAGAAGAAGAAACAACCUCAAACUCAACCUCAACCCGCCCGCGCCGAGUCAGAGAAGCCUAGUCGAUCACGACGACGCCGCCGUAAUCAUCCGGCGUGGAUGGAUGAAGAUAAGGAGAAUGGCUACGAAAAACAGGUGGCACCUCGUAGGAAACGUCAGCCGUCACUACAGUACCAGCCCCAACAGCAGAUGCAGCAGCAGCAGAUGCAGCAAGUACAGCCACAGCCUCAAAAGCAAGAUGGUGGAAAGAAUCCGCUGAGGUUGCGGUUGGAUCUCAACCUCGAAAUAGAGGUGACAUUAAAAGCUCGGAUCCACGGUGACGUGACUUUGUCUCUCUUGGAAGGGUUAUGAGCCUGCAUCAUUUGGCUGUAAGAUGUGCAGGGGAAAGGGAGUUACGAAACGAACCCUUCGUUAUUAUAAAUAUGCGAUAAUGACUGCCUUAUUUUAACUCGUGCCGAUAGCAAACGGAUACAUUGCUAAGCUUCCAUCUUCGUAGGCGUUGAGGAUAAAAAUGCUUUAGGGGUUGAGGGGCUGAGGGGUUAAAGAGGUUAAUACCUAUGGCUUAACUAUAUGAGCGAUACAAUUCUGUAAUUACCAUGAUGCUUUCAUUCUAAUAGGUAAAGAAGUAAUUAGCUAUAAGAUGCUAGUUAAUAAUUUGGACUCGUUGGUCUGAACAUUCCGACAAUCUUUUGUGAAGGCUUCAG
Molecule: messenger RNA, 1204 nt
Organism: Daldinia loculata
Lineage: Eukaryota; Fungi; Ascomycota; Sordariomycetes; Xylariales; Hypoxylaceae
Exons: 2
Coding region: 240-851 (203 amino acids)
Source: RefSeq, a predicted model, not a curated record